GUUCACGUACCCGUUGCUGUAUCAAAAAGAAAUAUAAAAACCGUGUAUUGUGCUAUCAAAUCAUAAUAAACAUAAACUUACCAAGUUCAUAAUUACCCUUAAUUGUGGACACAGUGUUCAGUGCAGUGUAUACACCAGAAAAACCACAAUAAAUAGUCACUAUCAAUAAUAUUUAUUUAUUCACGGUCGUAAUCAUAAACUUAAUACAAAAAGUACCGUCAAAACAAAAUACAAACAUAAACAAACAAGCAUCUAUUGGCAAACAUUGUCAUUACUAGACUGUCGAUAUGGUGGGGUCAAAGUCGAAGUGCGGUGCGUGCGGGAAGUUUCUGGCUAGUGUAGAUGGCGUUAAUUGCGCAUGCUGCACAAAGCUGUACCACCGCGCGUGUGUCGGCUUGCCUGCUGGCGCGGUGGCGGGCCGGACUUGGAAGUGUCCUGAGUGCACAUCCAAAGUCCCGAGGGCAAACCAGGAUAGCACCCCUGUAAGAGCCCCUGCCGUGUCACCACCGCUUCACCAGUCGUGUGGGGAGAGCCCGCAGGCGGGACCUACCUUGGACACUACCAUCACAGAGUUCCGGGAGUCCGAGCUAGCUCUGGAGUUUCGGCAGUUCCGGGAGGAGAUGCGGCAAACGCGUGGCGAGAUUCGUGCAUUCCGACAGGAUAUGCAGGAGCUCAGGAUGGCGGUCGGUGCCUGCGAUGCGCGUCUCGACAAGCUGGAGACUCGCCUGAUGGAGUUGGAGCAGAGGAAGGGUGGGGAGGCUGGUGGGGUGGUCAAGGCGCUGGAGUCUACAGUCGCCCAACUAAAAAUGGAGCUUAACGAUAGGGACCAGGAGCUCCUGUUAAAUGAUGUGGAGCUAUCUGGUAUUCCAGAGGUAGGUGGAGAAAACCCUGUCCACCUGUUUGCUCUUUGCGCUGCCAAGCUUGGUGUGACGUUGGACGAGCGUGAAGUGGUGAGCUGUGCCCGGGUGGGAGUCACCCGCGCGGCGGAGCGGGGAGCAGCGCCGCGGCCGCGCGCCAUCGUCGUGCGACUAGCUCGCCGCGCGCCCCGCGAUGCGCUGCUACGAGCAGCGCGCGUGCGCCGCACUACCACCACCGAGGGGCUCGGCCUGCAGGGUGCCCCGCAACGAUUUUACGUCAACGAACGAUUGACCAAAACUAAUCGCCACCUUUUCUACCGGGCUCGCGAAGCAGCAAACCGGUUGGACUGGCGGUUUGUUUGGUCAAGAGACGGAAAAAUAUAUUGUCGUCGAGCAUCUGGAUCCGCUGGACACCGAAUCCGAUCGGAAGCCGACAUUCUAUCGGUUUUUGGUCCCGGCUACAGCAAGGAAGAAGCCGUUAUUAUGAAGUAACGAUAUUUUCCGGUUGUACUGAAUGUAUUUUGCUGUCGUUUACUGGUGUUCAUUGUUUACUGUUUGUUACUAUUUGUGUGUGUAUUGUAUCUUUACAAAGUCGUUAUGACUCAUUUGGU
This is a messenger RNA of Pectinophora gossypiella (pink bollworm), 1468 nucleotides long. RefSeq lists its product as uncharacterized. Lineage: Eukaryota; Metazoa; Arthropoda; Insecta; Lepidoptera; Gelechiidae. The record is from RefSeq and is a predicted model, not a curated record. The coding region runs from base 288 to 1349 and encodes 353 amino acids. The transcript has a single exon.